Molecule: messenger RNA, 2279 nt
Organism: Gekko japonicus
Lineage: Eukaryota; Metazoa; Chordata; Lepidosauria; Squamata; Gekkonidae
Gene: TRIM3
Product: tripartite motif containing 3
Exons: 11
Coding region: 30-2279 (749 amino acids)
Biological process (GO): negative regulation of translation; protein polyubiquitination; proteasome-mediated ubiquitin-dependent protein catabolic process
Molecular function (GO): ubiquitin protein ligase activity; protein binding; translation repressor activity
Source: RefSeq, a predicted model, not a curated record
GCGAGGGCGGCGGCGGCGUCGGCGGCGCGAUGGCGAAGCGGGAGUCGAGCUCCAGCCCGGUGGUGCGGCAGAUCGACAAGCAGUUCCUGGUGUGCAGCAUCUGCCUGGACCGCUACCACAACCCCAAGGUCCUCCCCUGCCUCCACACCUUCUGCGAGCGGUGCCUGCAGAACUACAUCCCGCCCCAGAGCCUGACCCUCUCCUGCCCCGUGUGCCGCCAGACCUCCAUCCUGCCCGAGAAGGGCGUGGCCGCCCUCCAGAACAACUUCUUCAUCACGAACCUUAUGGAGGUGCUGCAGCGCCAGCCCGACAGCGCCAGCCAUGAGGAUGCCGCCGCCGCCAUGCUGGACUCAGUCAGCGCCGUGCCUGGCCAGCCGCUUUCCUGCCCCAACCACGAAGGGAAGAUGAUGGAGUACUACUGCGAAUCCUGCGAGACAGCCAUGUGCCACGAAUGCACCGCCGGGGAGCACCGGGAGCACGUAACCGUGCCCUUGCGGGACGUGGUGGAGCAGCACAAGGCGUCUCUGCGCCAGCAGCUGGAGGCCAUCAAGAGCCGGCUGCCCCACCUGACUGCCGCCAUCGGCUUGGUGUCCGAGAUCAGCCAGCAGCUGAUGGAGCGCAAGAACGACGCCGUGGCCGAGAUCGGGAGCACCUUUGCUGAGCUGGAGAAGGCCCUGCACCAGCGGAAGGGGAUGCUCGUCCGGGACCUCGAGGCCCUGUGCGGGGCAAAGCAGAAAGUGCUGCAGGCCCAGCUGGACACCCUGCGCCACGGGCAGGAGAACAUCCUCAGCAGCUGCAGCUUCACGGAGCAGGCGCUGGACCACGGCUCCGAGACGGAGGUGCUGCUGGUGAAGAAGCAGAUGACGGAGCGGCUGAGUGAGCUGGCGGGGCGGGAGUUCCCCGAGCAGCCCCACGAGAACGCCCAGGUGGACUACGUGGUGGAGACGGAGGGGGUGCGCAAGUCCAUCCUCAACCUGGGGGUGCUGCUGACCACCAGCGCCACGGCCCACAAGACGGUGGCCACGGGGGAGGGGCUGCGCCACGCCGUGGUGGGCCAGGCCACCUCCCUCACCAUCACCACCAAGGACAAGGACGGGGAGCUGGUGCGGAGCGGGAGCGCCUGCCUGCAGGCCGAGGUGGCGGCCCCCGACGGCUCGGCCGUGGGCCUGGAGGUGCUGGACAACAAGAACGGGACCUACGAGCUGCUGUACACCCCCCGCCACGAGGGCGACCACCUGCUCUCCAUCCGCCUCUACGGCCAGCCCAUCCGCGGCAGCCCCUUCCGCGUCAAGGCCGUCAAGGCCUCCGACGUGCCCCCCUCCCCGGAGGACGUCAAGCGCCGCGUCAAGUCCCCCAGCAGCGGCCACAUCCGCCAGAAGGCCGUGCGCCGCCCCUCCAGCAUGUACAGCAGCGGCAAGAAGAAGGAGAACCCCAUCGAGGACGAACUGAUCUUCCGCGUUGGAAGUCGUGGCCGGGAGAAAGGCGAAUUCACCAACCUGCAAGGCAUUUCCACCUCCAGCAACGGGCGCAUCGUGGUGGCUGACAGCAAUAACCAAUGCGUGCAGGUCUUCUCCAAUGAGGGCCAGUUCCGGUUGCGCUUUGGCGUGCGAGGCCGCUCCCCCGGGCAGCUGCAGCGCCCUACGGGGGUUACGGUGGACCUCAACGGGGACAUCAUCAUUGCCGACUACGACAACCGCUGGGUCAGCAUCUUCUCCCCGGAGGGCAAGUUCAAGACGAAGAUCGGGGCCGGCCGCCUGAUGGGCCCGAAGGGUGUGGCCGUGGACCGCAACGGGCACAUCAUCGUGGUGGACAACAAGGCCUGCUGCGUCUUCAUCUUCCAGUCCAACGGCAAGCUGGUGGCCAAGUUUGGGAGCCGCGGCACGUCAGAGCGGCAGUUUGCAGGUACCCUCGAUGGACCUCACUUUGUUGCCGUCAACAACAAGAAUGAGAUUGUGGUCACCGACUUCCACAACCAUUCUGUGAAGGUGUACAGUGCCGACGGAGAGUUCCUCUUUAAAUUUGGCUCUCACGGCGAGGGGAACGGGCAGUUCAAUGCCCCGACGGGUGUGGCCGUGGACUCCAACGGGAACAUCAUCGUGGCCGAUUGGGGCAACAGCCGGAUUCAGGUCUUCGACAGUUCCGGUUCCUUCCUGUCCUACAUCAACACCACAGCAGACCCCCUCUACGGGCCCCAGGGCCUGGCCCUCACCUCUGAUGGACACGUGGUGGUGGCCGAUUCGGGGAACCACUGUUUCAAAGCCUACCGAUACCUGCAGUAA